This is a messenger RNA of Trichoderma breve, 840 nucleotides long. RefSeq lists its product as uncharacterized. Bases 1 to 840 code for a protein of 279 amino acids. The record is from RefSeq and is a predicted model, not a curated record. The transcript is spliced from 4 exons. NCBI's taxonomy places the organism in Eukaryota, Fungi, Ascomycota, Sordariomycetes, Hypocreales, Hypocreaceae.
AUGGAAUCAUCCAAAAGAGACCCUGAACUAGGCGAACAAAUCGAAGAUUUUCCCCCAGGAUACCCUCAGUUCUCGGCCCUGGUCGCCUCUCACGAUUCAUUCCACAUCUGCCGCCGAUUUUCCACGUUGCGCACACGCUUGCUUCUCCUUAAGCAAGACAGGCUAACUCUCCUCGAACGCCAACUGGAGAAAAUUGAUCGCAAUGAGAAAGCCAUGUUAUCAUUAGGCAGCUGCCGGGUGGAUAAAAACGAAGACAGACGGGAGGUCCUCACAGAGAUCGACAAUGCUCUGGCCGACUACGACGCAUUUUUAGAACGACACCAGCGAGCUCUAACUCUCAGCACCGCCCCGUCCCGCCCUGUGUCAAAUCUCUGUAACUGGGUCGAAAGCAAAGGCUCGAUAGCACGGGCUGAAACGGCUUAUUUGGAGCAUCAGGAAGAUAUUUUCUCUCUGGCUGCACCAGAGGAUGAUAUAACUUCAUGGCUAGAGACUUUGGCGGAAUAUAUCGCCCUUUACUGCAACAAAUGGUUCGCCAAGGCUGAAAACUCGCAAGAAUCAGACAUAUACAUCUUCCCGCCAUCAUUAAUACAGAGAGCAGUGCGAGUCUUUCUAGUGCCUCUCGUCACAGUCCUCCUUCUCACUCCCGUUAUUAUCUGCAACUUUAUAGACGAUUUGACGGCUAGGUUGGUUAUUGUUGUCUUUACGACAACUGGGUUUAUCGCCGCUCUAUCUUGUCUUAUUAAAAUCAGAGCUAUUGACUUGAUCAUAGCUGGCGCAACAUAUACCACUGUCUUGGUUGUUUUUAUUUCAGGCACAGGCGGAGGGUCGAAUUACUACUGA